Messenger RNA from Hevea brasiliensis (rubber tree), 1504 nucleotides. RefSeq lists its product as uncharacterized. Gene Ontology annotation, cellular component: CURI complex; UTP-C complex. The transcript is spliced from 8 exons. The record is from RefSeq and is a predicted model, not a curated record. Lineage: Eukaryota; Viridiplantae; Streptophyta; Magnoliopsida; Malpighiales; Euphorbiaceae. Gene Ontology annotation, biological process: rRNA processing; ribosomal small subunit assembly. The coding region runs from base 247 to 1224 and encodes 325 amino acids.
UAAAAACUGGGGCAGCUGGGAGGAACCUGAUAUUCCAGAAAUACAUAAAAAGGGAAAAAGCAAAACUUGAACCGGAUUCAUAGGGUAAACGAACCGGGUUGGUUUGCAGAGCAGACAGGUUAAAUUAAACAGUGAAAAUACUUGCCCGCCCCUAUAAAACAGGUGUGGCGCCCUACUCUUCCCUGCGUUAGCUUCACAUCUUUUGGUGGCAACUGUUGCUGGAAAAACGGGAAAUUGUUCAGAGACAUGGGAAAGUUGAAAGAGAAACGGGAGGAGAAGAAGGAGAAGAAGCAGAAGAAGAGUAAGAAGGCUAAGAAGACUAAUAUCGAGCUUCUCCGAAAGGAAGUAAUGUUAAAGAACGAGGAAAAAGGGAGUGAAAAUAUCAAAUCCACAGGAAAGAAGAAGAGGAGAAGGGAGAAGGAAAAUAAUGUUGAUGCUGGCAUAGCUGUUCAAUUCAAUAAAGAUAACCUAAUUAAAGUAGAAGGAGAAAAGGAAAAACCAAGGAAAAAGAAAAGAAAAGGUGAGAAAAAUAAUGCUUUGGUUGGAAAAUCUGAUCAGCAAGAUGGUUAUGCAGAACAAAAUGAUGAUGGGGCAGCAGGCCAGAGCUUAGUUAAAACUCAAGGCAGUAUUAAUAAUUCCAAAGGGCAGAGUGAAGCUGUUAUUGGAGAAGAUAUUAGAACUCAUAAAUCCAAGAAAUCUUACAGGAAGAAAAAGGAGCAUCACAAAUUAAGGAAGAGUGAGACCAUUCCGGAGAAGAUAGAUGAGUCUGUUCAUGAUGGGGUUUAUUACAUUUCUUCAGGGGAAGAGGACAGCUCAAAAGGAAUGAGAAAAUGGCUUAUGGAAUACCAUCAAAGUAGACCAGGUUUGAAGGUGUUGCAACAAAGGAUAGAUCAGUUUGUAACUGCUCAUGAGGAAAAACUUGAACAGGAAAGAAAAGAAAGAGAAGCCCGUGCUGCAGAAGAUGGGUGGACAGUUGUUGUGCACCAUAAAGGAAGGAAGAAGACAACUGAUUCUCAAAGUGGAAUUACUGUGGGUUCUGUGGCCCCAGCUGUUGCAGAGAGCCAGCUGACCAAGAAGAAACGCAAAGAAGUUGGACCAGACUUCUAUCGGUUUCAAAAAAGAGAAGCUCAGAGGAAUGAAAUUUUGGCACUCCGAAGCAAAUUUGAGGAGGAUAGAAAACGGAUUCAGCAAUUGAGAGCUGCCAGAAAGUUUCGACCUUACUGAAUGCUGCUGAAGCUAUGUGAAGAAUGAUCCAAAGCUGAAACUUCUAUGAUGUCAACUUCAUUUUUGCAAUAUGGGAAAAAGUAUGCUAAAGUCUAGGCAUUUAUUGCUCCUCUUGCAAAUUUUUUCACUUCUUAAAUUUACUGGAGAAAAAAAAAAAAAGUUAUUCACAAUUCACAAAAUCUACUACUGAGUGUACAAUUUUCAGCGUGAUAUUAGCUGAGAUGAUGAAUGAUUUUGCAGCUUUUGUUAAUCCUAGUUGAAUGCUGACUUUCUGUUUGCA